CGCGAGCUUCGCCGCUGUAGCAUCAACAGUUUAGUUAGCCUGCUAUCAAAAGCAGGAAGUUUCAGUCGUUACGGGCUGUGUAGUUUGAUAAAUUAUCCAGCUGCUGCCAAAAUGAUUUCACUUACGGAUUCACAAAAAAUUGGCAUGGGGCUGACUGGGUUUGGCGUGUUUUUCCUCUUCUUUGGGAUGAUGCUGUUUUUUGAUAAAGCUCUCCUUGCCAUUGGAAAUAUUCUGUUUGUCUCUGGUUUGUCUUUCGUCAUCGGCCUGGAGCGGACCUUCAGAUUUUUCUUUCAGAGACACAAAGUAAAAGCCACCAGCUUCUUCCUGGGAGGAGUGCUCGUGGUUCUGAUCGGCUGGCCGAUUGUUGGAGUUGUUCUGGAGAUCUAUGGUUUCUUUCUCUUAUUCAGGGGAUUCUUCCCAGUGGCAGUCGGAUUCAUCCGACGAGUUCCUGUGCUCGGGUCUUUGCUCAGCUUACCAGGGAUCAGUACGCUGGUGGAUAAAAUUGGCGAGAGCAACACCAUGGUAUAACGUGGAGCUGUUCACAUAAUGGAGAACAGUUUCAGUAUUUAUCAGAGCUUCUAAUGGUGACUAUAUAAAACUGGAUCAUUGCCACUUCAGAAUUCAAACAUUUCCCUGCACAAAAGACACAAGUGUAUUUGUGGACGUUUGACUGACAUUGUGAAGUUUCUUCUGUCAGAAGGAAACAGUUUUAUAUCUGACUGCCACUCAAUGUUACCAAGAAUUUUUAUUUUUUAUUUUUUUUAAGGCUAGAAGCCGGUUUAUGUAUCAUUCCAGUCUGAUAUUUAUGAACUGAUAACUUGGGACCACUGGCGUAACUCAGAGGAGACUUAUGAACCUUUGACAGCAUCCACUUCUACGGAUCGUGUGCCUCAACAGUCACUGAGAGAGAUUUUUAUUAGGUUCCUUGAUGAAGUGUUACUUUCAUUUUGUAUUUUGAAAAUAAAUAACGUUGAGCUAAAUGUUACAGAAAUGUGAACCGUUGUGAUAGAAGGUUUAAGAGGCUUGUCCCGGAUGUGUUGUACUGUAAUUUUUCUAAGUGCAUACUUGAAAUAAAGUGUGUCUUUUAUAA
This is a messenger RNA of Amphiprion ocellaris (clown anemonefish), 1090 nucleotides long. RefSeq names its product golgi transport 1Bb (gene golt1bb). Bases 112 to 528 code for a protein of 138 amino acids. Gene Ontology annotation, cellular component: endoplasmic reticulum; membrane. NCBI's taxonomy places the organism in Eukaryota, Metazoa, Chordata, Actinopteri, Pomacentridae. The transcript has 5 exons. Gene Ontology annotation, biological process: endoplasmic reticulum to Golgi vesicle-mediated transport; retrograde transport, endosome to Golgi. The record is from RefSeq and is a predicted model, not a curated record.